CUGGAAGCAGGGGAAGCUCAAGAAGGCUCCUGGCUGCCUCGCGGCCGAGUGUGCUUAUUGGACCAUGUGCUGCUAUGUAUGCCUGGAGUACUUGAAAUGCAAAUUUGGAGAGACUUUGCCAUCUAAAUGCUUGGCUGGAUUAAGCGCCUAAUUAGGAUGGUUUUUCAACAGGUUGGAGUAAGCAUGCAAUCGGUACUUUGGUCUGGGAAGCCAUAUGGUUCAUCUCGAAGUAUCGUAAGGAAAAUUGGUACUAAUUUAUCUCUGAUCCAGUGUCCAAGAGUUCAGUUUCAGCUUACCAGCCCUGCAACAGAAUGGAGCCCUAGCCAUCCAGGAGAGGAUGCAGUGGUGUCUUUUGCUGAUGUUGGAUGGGUAGCCAACGAAGAAGAAGAGUGUUCAACAAGACGAAGGACAGAGGUCAGAUCAAGGCAGCCCCUUCAGGAUGGCCUGCCUUUCUUUGAGAAGCCGCCAAGCAGGGAGCUUUCCUUACCAAACCUGUCUCCAGAAGAGCCUCAACUGAAGACAGCACUGGCAAAUGAGGAAGCACUACAGAAGAUCUGUGCCCUUGAAAAUGAACUUGCUGCUCUCCGAGCUCAGAUUGCCAAAAUUGUGACCCUGCAAGAACAGCAAAAUCUCAUUGCAGGUGAUUCAGAUUCGACCACAUCCGUUACUGCGGCCCCACCCUCUGUCCCACCACCUCCCCCGCCCCCACCUCCUCCGCCCCUCCCCACACCAGGGCUCCACCAAAGUGUAUCUGCUAUUGACCUGAUAAAAGAACGAAGAGAGAAAAAAGCCUGUGCUGGAAAGACUCAGGUUAAGAGCAGGCCAAAGAAACCGGAUAUGCCAAAUAUGCUAGAGAUCCUUAAAGAUAUGAACAGUGUAAAACUUCGGUCAGUAAAAAGGUCAGAACAGGAUCUAAAGCCCAAACCUGUGGAUGCUACCGACCCUGCUGCCCUCAUAGCAGAGGCUCUGAAAAAGAAAUUUGCCUUUCGAUACCGAAGUGAUAGUCAAGGUGAAGUUGAAAAAGGAAUUCCAAAGUCUGAAUCAGAGGCCACCUCAGAAACAGUGUUGUUUGGGCCGCACAUGUUGAAGUCUACAGGAAAAAUGAAGGCUUUGAUUGAAAAUGUUUCAACUUAAUAAUAGCUGAAGAAAAACUAUCCUUGUUCCAGCUGUUGGUUUGUUAGGGCUAUUUGGCUAGUAGAAAUCAACACUAGUUAGUAAAUACCUGAAUUUAGUAUUCAGUAGUCUCCUUUAGGUCUAAUAAAAAAGCACUCUAAGUCUG
Messenger RNA from Herpailurus yagouaroundi (jaguarundi), 1279 nucleotides. Its product is annotated as mitochondrial fission regulator 1-like. The transcript has a single exon. The record is from RefSeq and is a predicted model, not a curated record. NCBI's taxonomy places the organism in Eukaryota, Metazoa, Chordata, Mammalia, Carnivora, Felidae. Bases 127 to 1134 code for a protein of 335 amino acids. Gene Ontology annotation, cellular component: mitochondrion. Gene Ontology annotation, biological process: aerobic respiration; mitochondrial fission.